GAUGGACGCAUCCCCUUAGUAUCAUGAGGCGAUACUGUGAUGGUUUGAUGACGCAAAUCAAGACUAACAGGAGCAGAAUGUGGGCUUUCACAGUUUUUCUUUACCUCCUGGGACUAAACAGCUGUAAGGCCUCCAGACAAGAGGUUUCAAUGCAGGUCUAUUAUGUCGUUCUGACCGUGGAGAAAAGUGUGAUCCUAAAUGUAACCAAAAUACUGGAUAAUUUUAAUGCCAUGAGGACCACAGAUUCUGCAAAUGCCACAGUUAACAAGCUAAAAAUGACAACAGAAUGUGAGAUUUCCAGCGAAAAUGCCAAUUGUUCCUGCGCACCAGAAAACAGGUGGAUUCCUGACGUGUGUCCCAGCAACACAUGCACCUUCCCCAAGGAAUCAGUUUCACUGUGUUAUCCAAACACCAGAGUAACUGUCACCGGAGACGUUUCUCUGAAAGGGAAGUCGUAUCACAGGUGUCUGAGAGAACAAACGUCUCCUGAGUUUCAGCAGUGUCAUGAUGAAUUGUUGACAGUGAUGAAAAAGCUAUACAGCACUUGGAACGAAUUUGACAGACUGAUCAUCAAAAACUUCAGCCUCAGCGAGACUGUCGUUGGACAUUUUGAAGUCAACGUUAAUGGCAUUGUGGCGCCGAAAGAUAUCAUUCUAAAACUGCAAGAGUUGACAGUAUUGCUGAACGCAACAUUUUUCGUGGAAACUAAAGGUCUCAUCCUUAUGAGCGUGCCACGCGGCCCUGUGCCUUACAACAGCCGUGUCUCAAUAUCAUGCACACCGCAAGUAGAGUUGAACUUGGUUCCACAGUGGGACCUGACAAGAAAAAAUGGAGUGUUUGUCAUAACUAAUGGCAGCGAGUCCAGGCUGACAUCAGAAGGAGCCAGCAUCAAUAUCACACUUUCCUCUGUGACGGAAUACUGGGCAGGAGUGGUUUCAUGUUCCUACUAUGACAGAAGGGAUUUUGGAACCGUGCUUCACAAAGCCAGUGGAAUGCUGGAUAUAGCCGACCUGCCACAGAUCAACAUUUUGAGCGAGCCUCAGUUUCCACGCUGCACAGACGGAACGGACCAAUUAAAGAAAGUGAAAGUCAUAUGUGAGAUUAAGAGAAGUGAUGAGAACUAUACCGUGACAUGGCAAGGUGAAGGCACCAAAUCAAAGCUAAAACUUCAAUCUGGCAGCAUUUACUCAGCUGAAACAGCUGUUGGCUGUGACCCGACAGAGCAACCACCACCAAGUCUGGCCUGUAUAUUCACAAACAGGGUCAACCAAACGAGAAAAGAGACGCUUAAUAUCACUGUCAUAUAUGUUGGUGAUCGUUUUUGUAAAGCUGAGGGAGGGUGGGGAGACACCAAAGCCGGCCAUACUGCCAAGCUGAAAUGCAGGGAUGGGGCCGGAUACAGGUACAGGACAUGCUCACAGGAAGAAAAAUGGCAAAAUGAGGAAUCAGAGUGUGUGAACCAAGACCUGUACGACAUCCUCGAGGACACAAGAAUUUCAGAUAUAGGACUCGGAGUGCUAGAAAAAAAUGCUGAAAAUGUAUUUCAUCGUCUGAAGAAUGCCACCACUAAUGCAGGGUAUAUAAAUACUCCUCCCAAUGUCAAUGCCUCUGUUGAAGUACUCAGUGGUAUGAAAGAAAAACUGCUGAACACAACGUUAAAUAAUGAAACAUCAGUGAAUGACAUUUUGGCAUCAUCCAGCAAUAUUUUGGACAAGUCUCUCGAAAAAUCAUGGCAAUCCUUGACUGCAAAAGACACCAAUUUCUCACUGGCUGAAAGAUAUUUGACUUCAGUUGAGAAACUGAUUGAGAUAGCAAAUAUCACAGGUGGCAUCAGAAACACGCCAAAUGUGGAAGUAAACACAUGUAAUGGCACGCUGGUCUCAGGUUGUGAAAAUAACGUGUUCAAUGUGACUGUAUCCGUGGAUACCGCAGACCCUGGCAGUGUGAAGACAGCCGGGUUCAAAAACCUGGUCCAGUAUUUGCCCAACAAAGACCCACUGUAUGAGCCCGGCAGCAUCGUUGUGUCAACAACUAUCGAGAUAAAAAAAGAACACCCCACCGUCAAAAUCAACUUCCCGCUGCCCAGAGCAAGACCUCAACACCACCGGAUGAAGUGUGUAACGUGGGACGAGGCCAGAAGUGACUGGUCCUCUACUUUGUCCCAAUGCACGUGGGGUGGUGCUGGCGAUGAAGGAAGCUGCACAUGUAAACAUCUAUCGGCAUUCACCAUUCUCAUCUCAAAGUCCAAGCUGGAAGUCAAAUUUUCAAAAGAGAUCACCUACAUUGGACUCUCUGUGUCAAUUGCGUCACUCAUUCUGUGUCUGAUAAUAGAGAUCAUAGUGUGGAGUUCUGUGGUCAAGACAGAUGCUUCGUACAUACGCCAUACUGUCCAUGUCCAUAUCACACUCUGUCUGCUGAUUGCGGAUAUCAGUUUUCUAGCCUCUUCUUUUCCGAAGAAACUUUCAGAAAGUUGGUGUCAGGUUUUUGUGGUGCUGAAGCAUUUCUUCUACCUGUCCAUGUUCUUUUGGACCAUGUGCCUGAGCAUCAUGGUUAUUCAUCAAAUGCUUUUUGUUUUCCAUAAUAUGGGCAAGAAGAUGUACCUGGGCAUGUCAUAUCUGCUGGGUUACGUGUGUCCUUUUCUGAUUGUUUUCAUCACCUUUAUUACCAAUGCAGGCGGUGCCGAAGGCUCCUACUACACCCAUGAGACAUGCUGGCUGAUGUACACUGGAUCUCUGCAAGGGUCCAUGCAUACUUUUAUCAUACCACUCGGCAUCAUUGUUUUUGUCAACAUUUUCAGCAUGCUGGUGGUCAUUGUGAGGCUUUUUGAACAACCUAAAAACACAGCUGGCACCGCUUCAAAGGAGCAAGGCGCAGUUAAAACCAUCCUGAGAUCAGUUGUCCUCUUGACUCCAAUCUUCGGGGUGACGUGGAUUUUUGGAUAUUCUGUGCUGGCUGUUGACCUCACAUCAGGAUUCAUAGCCUAUGCUGUCAAUUAUGCCUUUAUCGUACUUAAUGCCUCCCAGGGCUUCCUUGUUUUAGUGACCACCUACUUUGGGGAGAAAACGAUCCGGGAUGCAUUGCUGAAAUUCUUCACCAGAAAAAGCCAAUCAUCGAUGAGCCUCAAUUCCACAAACUCAUCAACAACAUUGAAGAAAAAGUGAAAAUCAGUGCAAGCUACUUUUUAGUCAAAUAAAACUGCAGUUUAAGCACCUUAUCAUUGAUCACUAGAGUAGAUCUGUGUGUUUUUCUGAGAUUUUUGCUUAUUCUAUCUGUGGUGGAGGGGAAAGUAUGUUAUAUAUAUUUUUUUUUAAUGUGUGUGACAUAAUGGCUUUUGACUGGACA
Molecule: messenger RNA, 3342 nt
Organism: Myripristis murdjan (pinecone soldierfish)
Lineage: Eukaryota; Metazoa; Chordata; Actinopteri; Holocentriformes; Holocentridae
Gene: adgrf3a
Product: adhesion G protein-coupled receptor F3a
Exons: 17
Coding region: 24-3161 (1045 amino acids)
Biological process (GO): cell surface receptor signaling pathway; adenylate cyclase-activating G protein-coupled receptor signaling pathway
Cellular component (GO): membrane
Molecular function (GO): G protein-coupled receptor activity
Source: RefSeq, a predicted model, not a curated record